Messenger RNA from Neospora caninum, 3849 nucleotides. RefSeq names its product putative M16 family peptidase. The transcript is spliced from 11 exons. The record is from RefSeq and is a predicted model, not a curated record. Bases 1 to 3849 code for a protein of 1282 amino acids. Gene Ontology annotation, molecular function: metal ion binding. Lineage: Eukaryota; Apicomplexa; Conoidasida; Eucoccidiorida; Sarcocystidae.
AUGUCGUCUUCCCUCUCUUCGUUGCGUUCUUCGCUGUCUUCGCCCCUUCUUCCUGCGCACCCGUACGCCGUGAAUAAGGAACUCCCGAACGGCCUAGCGUACUUUCUGCUUCCCCACGCCUAUCCGCCAGGCUCGCUAGAGGUCCACAUGGAAGUGCAUGCAGGCAGUACGAGCGAAGGGGAACACGAACGAGGAAUCGCGCAUUUGUGCGAACACAUCAGCUACAUGGGCAGCCGAACGCGCGAGGCUCUGAUUCGCCGCCAGGCGGAAACAAACGCAUACACAGACUUUCACCACACGGUCUUCUUCGCGGCGUGGCGGGGCGGCGACAAAGAAGAGGCAGGGAGUCCCCACCAAGGACGACACGAACACCUAACCAGCGAGGAGAAACUCCGCCUCGCGUUAACUGCGAUGAAAGAAGUCCUCGAAGCGCCGACGCAGUUCACCACGGAGCGGCUGAAUCGGGAGCGGUCGGCAGUAAUUUCGGAGGCAUCGCUGGUCAACACCAUUUCGUACCGCAAGGAGCAGAUUCUGCUUUCGUUGCUGCACGCAGAGACGAUUCUGCCGUCGCGGUUUCCCAUCGGCCGACUGGACCAAAUAAGGUCGUGGAAAGUCGAAGACGCCAGGCGCUUUCACGCCCGCUGUUACAGACCUGACAACGCGGCGAUCUACGUCGUCGGGGACAUCGGGCGCGAAAGGGCAGAGAAAAUCGUCCGGGAGGUCCUCGGACCCUCUCAGUCUCCACCGUCGUCUGUUUCGGGUUCCCCGUCUGGGUGCUCUUCGCUUUUUUCUUCUCGGGAACUCCACGUGUGGCAACAUCCUCUGAUUCAGCAGUUCUCUCUGGUGUUUCUGUCGAAGAAGCCUCUCCAACCUCUCAAGACAUUCGCGGAUUACAAACGCCUGAUCCUCCGCAAAUUAAUUCUCCAGGCGCUUUCCCUGCGGCUCAGUUCCGCCACCCGAGAGAAAGGCGCGAAGAUUCACCAAAUCGAUUUGUGUGAAGUAAACAGCAUCAAAGAAGGAUGUCGCGUUCUUUCGCUCGAGGUCCAGUCGGACCAAAGGGGCGAGGAAUGGAAAGACGCCAUCAAUACAGCCAUUCAACAGGUACGCCAGAUGGCGCACUACGGCCUGUCGGUGUCGGAGCUGAGAAGCCUCCUCGGCACGUACAGCGUCAACUUGCGUCGUCUUCGCCUCUCGCAACUUUCCUCUGCGGACAUGCUGCGCGUGGUCAUGGAAACGGCAGCUUGUCAGCACACACUCCUUCACCUUGAAGAGGAGAAGCUGAUCGCGAUGCAGCUCUUGGGCCUGCAUGGCUGCGACCCCACCAGCAGCCUCGCUUCCGAUUUAUCCCAGCAGUCGCCCUCCGUUUCCGCGUCGCCUCCGUCGUCUUUAGAAUCGUCGUCUCGACCGGACGUGGCGAGCUCCUCGGAGGUAGCAGCAACGGCAGACGAGAGAAAUCCACCGCCGAACGAUGCUCGGUCAGAAGCCGAAGACGAUGCGCCGUCACCGGGUGAAGGCGCGCUUUUGCGCGAAAUCAACGAAGAAGCGAAAGACCUGUGUAGGUGGAUCGAAAUUCUUCCUGACGACGCUCACAGCGGACCCGACGUCGUUCUCGCCUUCAUGCACGGCCCAGCUGCUUCGGAGCGGCCACGCACGGGCCAGGCAGGGACUCACGAGGCAGAAGAAGGGAACGCAGGACCGCUGGCGGGCGGCCACGAAAGACAGGAAAGUGCCGAAGGCGCGCCUCGGGAAGCGAGUUGCAGUGCACUGGUGAGCCAGCGGUACCGGACGCUCAACGGCAAGGCAAGAGAAAUACGGAGACACCAUCCUGCAGGUUUGGAAGAAGAGACGUCCGGGCGGCAAGGCGGAGCAGACGCAAAGGCGAAAGAAAGCGAGACCGACGUGCGAGAACACAGCACGCGGGAACCGCACGUGGCACGCGGAGACCGAGCGAUCGCGCCAAUCAAAAAGGCAGACAUUGCCGCAGCCAUUACGCAUGCAUUUCACCAAGAAGUCGAGCCUCCAACAGCAGACAUUCAGGCCCCUGCGCGCCUGUUGAGCGCCGAAGAGAGCGCCGUGCUGCGUCAGCAGGCCACCCGCGUUCCGGCGCAAGGCUCCGACGGAAGCGAAGCAGAAUCCGCGGACGCAGCCUCGAGCGAGAAACCAAGAGAGGACGCGAUGCAGCCGAGUGACCCUGCGACAUCCUUUUUGCGCCGGAGCAAACUAGAAAACGAAGAGGAAGACGACAGUGCACACGCUUUCCUCCACAACCAUUCGAUGAGGAUGACCAGUCUGCAAAACAAUAUCAAAUUCAAUGCCAAGUUUGCCGACGACGAGAAAGGGACUGCACACAUUCGUCUUCUGCUCCCAGGCGGACGCAUGGGCGCGGCGGUGAAUCCUGCCGUGUCUUCGUCGUCGCUGCAGGGUCGAAGCGUCGAUCAUGGCGCGAAGGACGCAAACGACGGAGACAGCGAAGAGGCAGAGAACAGGCGCAGACGGCUGGAGGCCCGCAGUCGCUGGGGCGCUGCGCUGGUCCUCGGCGCCCGCACCAUGAUGGAAGGAGGUGCCUUGGGCGGCUUCACCAGACAGCAGGUCGAGAGCUUCUGCCAGAAAAACUUGAUAGGUGUCUCCAUUGAUUGCUUGGAUGAGUUUUUCUCAAUUGACAUUAGCGUCCCGACAAACCUUGGAGGCGACUUUCCGGUCACCAAUGGCCCUGAGGGCGGUCCUCUGGAGAGUGCUUUUCACCUCCUUCGCCUCAUUCUCUCCUCCUUUGUGUACGAAGAAGACGCCUUCGAUCGAGCUAGACAGCAGGUGCUCUUGGACUACGAGCACUACACGAAGGAUCUUUCGGCAUACUCCCUGGGACAGCUGGUGAUUGAGAUGAGCGGCGGCGACUCGCGCUUCCUGUGCCUUCGCCCGGAGGUCAUCAAGACGCUGUCUUUCUCGGAUGUGAAAAGCGUCGUACGCACGCUUUUGAGAGACCAGCUGAAGGCGGGAAACAUGGAGCUGAAUGUGGUGGGAGACAUCAACUUACGCGACACAGAGGAACUCGCACAGGUAUACCUGGGAACCUUGCAGAGCCUUCCUCUGGAUGAGGAAGACAAACCGACAAAGCAGGUCGAAAGGUGCGAGAGCGCUGUGGCGGAAGAUGCAGGUGCGCGCCAGGCAGAUUACUCUGUGGAGCGCGCUAGGGAAACAGAGAGAGGUUUGAACCAGGAAGAAGGGAAAGGACUCGCGUUAGAGAGAGAGAGCGAAGCGGAAGCCCUGCGUGACCCGCGCCGUCAUCCUGCCUUCGGACGCGUCGCCCUCUGGCUUCUCCAAGAAAUUGUGUCCAAACGGAUGUUCAGUGUGCUACGCGAAGAGCAGCGCCUGACGUACGACGCGACGUUCGAUUUUCUUUCCUUUGAAAUUCUUCGGGGCGGUCUUUUCGUCGUGACCGUACAUACAGAGCCGCGUCUCGUGGAGGCAGUUCUGCAGGCUGCUCGUAUGGCGCUAAGAGACCUCGCGACAAUUCGCCCGCUUCAAGGAUACCAGCUCGAAAGUGCAAAGAAACAAAUUAUCUCCCGGCAUGCACACGAUAGGCAGUUGGCGAGGUACUGGAUGGAGCUUCUCGCUGGAGUACAGCUCGACGAUCUGCCUCAAAAGAAUCUCGCAUAUAUUCGAGAUCUCCCAGCUGUCGUUGAGAGCGUCUCGCUGGAGGAUCUGCAGGAGAUAUUUGAAUCAUUUGGUCUGCGUGACGCGGACCUCUGGGAGGGCGUAGGGACCUCCGGCCCUGUACCCCCUGGCGGCUUCAUAGGCAGAAACAGCGGCGAGCGAAAGAGCCUUUCUGUCGCUUCGACACUUAGGAAGUAA